GCCUAGUAUGAGCAAUGCGUUCAGCGCGUGUUGUCUUGGUCGGCGUCGUGGGUUUCUCCAGCCAACGGAGGAAAUGCCGGUACGGAAUAUCUUGCUGUCUGCAUUGCGAUUCUUUGGGAUGAGGAGCGCGAUUUGUUUCCGAGUGUCAUUCCGUCACUAGAUGCUCGGGCGUUAUUUCCUUUUUGGCAGUCAGAGUCUAGCAGUACCUACGUCGCGUUGGCUUUCAGCGACAGUCCAGACACAUUGGAGAGGACCAGUAUAUCCAAUGGCGCGGUCGGAUGUUUUGUGUCUGUCGACGCCUUGUACGAGCAACGCGUUCACCGCAUGUUGUCUUGGUCGGCGUCGUGGGUUUCUCCAGCCAACGGAGGAAAUGCCGGUACGGAAUAUCUUGCUGUCUGCAUUGCGAUUCUUUGGGAUGAGGAGCGCGAUUUGUUUCCGAUGAUCACUGCGUCACUAGAUGCUCAGGCACUGUUUUUUUUUAGCAGUCAGAGACUAGCAGUACCUACGUCGCGUUGGCUUAGAAGGACAGUGUAGAUGCAGUGGAGUUCGCCAAUAUAUGCGAAGGCGCGGUCGAAUAUUUUUGUGGCUGUGGACGCCUAGUAUGAACAACGCGUUUUCCUCAUGUUUUCUCGGUCGUUGUCGUGGGUUUCGCCAGCCAACGGGACCGAAGGGAGUACGGGAUUUCGCGCUGGUUCUAGAGGUGAUAUUUUGAGUACAUGGUGGGGCUCCGCAAGCAUACCGUGAGAUGGGACAUCCCAUGAGGGUUGGUCGUCAGCAUCUGCCAUUUUUGCUCGAUAUCUGUUGAGAGUGGUCUGAACGUUGUGGUAUUCACUGACGUGUCUGAAGGGGCGCUCUGGUACUGCUGUGGUCACGGGGGAAGGGCGGGGUUCCGUCUGCAUUGUGUUCAUCGCUAGUCGUCUGAUUUGGCAUCGCGUCUCUCGUCAGCCGUCGAGAGUAGGCGACGUUGAUGCAGGUUACUGCUGUGAAGUUUAUGGUGAGGGAGUGCGGAUUUACUUGGCAAAGGCUUCCGUAUGAGGUGAUGCAUGCUUGUUAGUAGGCAGCGGCCAUCAGUGAUGGUCUUUCGUCAUUUUCGCAGAAAUGUCUAGAUACUGCGAUUUGCACUUGUGUUUCUAAAGAGACGCGCUGAUGUCGGUGUAUUCACGGGGGGGCUGUUUCAUAUAAUCGCUAAUGGCAAGUCGUCUAUGUUGGUAGCACGGGUUUCGUCACUCGUCGGCAGUAGGAGACACUCCGGCAAUGUUCCACGGGCGAUCUCCAAAAUGAAGCACCACCAGUCUUACGCCCAUUGUUGUCGUGCCACGGGAAGAAGCACGCCUGUUUGUAGGCAGCGAGUAGCAGUAUUUGUCUUAUGUUGUACUCGAAUAAAUUCAAGAUAUAAGUUCCGAAGUUGAUAUGGCCUUGAAGGAGUAGCAUCGUCACCGUCUUUGUUCCGUAGCCUGUAUAUGGUGGUGGCGAUUUUUGGCAGCGUAUUGAGGUACGUUCUGGUGGUGUUGGCGUCACUGAUGCUGCUCAACAAGAGGGGUUCCGAAUCUGCAAGUAUGCUGUGUCCAAUAUCAAAGAUUACGUUUAGUGUGUGAUUGGAGGUGUCGACAGCCCCCACAUGUGUUUCAUAAUGCCCGACUGAGUCGGGGUCUCUCAUUUGCAAUGUCGUAUACACGUGUUCGCAGACAGCAACGAGAAGAUCGUCGUCUUCGCAGAACUGCGACCAUUGAGUGGCCCUUACGACUGUAUCGGAGUAGCUCAUGAGGACGAUCUCCUGCUCAACCUCCUUGUUGUCCUUGUGGGUUUUUCCCAUUCGUUGCGUAUUCGGUCGUCCCGGCUCGUCACGCACGGGGCAGGUUGGCACGUGCAGGUUGACAGGUGGCAUUGUGUACAUGUGAGGAGGGAGACCUUUUCCGCCAUCGCCGGUCUGGCAGUAGACACUGCGGCUCUACGGAUGAGAAGCAUGUUUCGUGCUUAUCCUAGGCAGGAACCUCGUUACGCAUUAUAUUGUGUUGGUGGCUCCCCUGUUGCCAUUCGUCUAGUGGUUAUCAGCUUGGGCCUCUAUGUUCCUUUUUAGCAGACCUUGUACAUCCUCGAACUUACCCGUAUCCUAGCCGUGGCGGGUUGGCUGAUGACGUGUAUCGCUUCCAGCAUGUCGGAAAUGGCUAGUCAUGUUGCUGCACUUCUAUUGUACAUCAUCCUUUAGGAAUUGUCAGAAGCGCACAGGCAUUGUGUCUCCUCUGCAGCAUGGCCUCUAUAUUUUGCUAGUGGGCGGAAGGCACAGUAUGCUGCACAUUCUCCAAAGGAGGGGUUGUUCGUACAAGUGCUUCUCUGGGUGUCUUGCCGGUGGGCGGACACUUAGGUACGGUCCUGUGACGCGGAGAUACGCGGGAGUGAGUAUAUGAUUGCGGUGUUGUGGGAAUGUCAUAUGCACUCGAUGUCUUUUUUGAGGCAGAUACCACGCCACCAUUAACAGCGCCACGUGUGUGGCAUUUGAUGGUGCGUGGCCACGACCUCGGGCGUCUCCGUCAACGCCAGGUGGUACGUGUAGCGCUGACAUACGUCACAGGUGGUACGGAGCGAUGGUGGAACGAGGCAGUACUUCGUCGCCAGUAUGCGGGAGCGGCGUUUGUUGUCAUAGUGUUUCAGAUGCAGCGGGAUUGUUCGACUGGGGGCGCCACUCGUUGCUCUUUUUAUUUCGUGUUUAGCCUCCGACUGACUAGCUGGUGCGUCGUUCACCUCUUCUGUAUCGGCCGUGGCGGCGCGUCACUUGUGGGGCAGUGUGGUACGUGCAGCAUGAUACUCGUUUUUGGGUAUGUGCAUGAACGGAAACAUUCUUGUUAUUUUCGCGUUAGCAGUUAACACAGUGAUUAUGGACGAAGCUCGUCUCGAGGGAAAAGGAAAACUGUACAGGGACAGGAAUCGUAGUCGCUUCCCUUGAAUUCUGCUGCAAUUCAUAUGAGUAUUCCUGCUUGUGUGCACCAUCUAUGAUGUGGAGUCACUUGUUGGAGGCUGUCGAACGGAUGCGUCCAUCCUGACGAGACAGGCAGUGGCAUGGCGCUAAGGAAGGCUAGAUGGGCUCUUCGGUACAACAACGGAAUUUGCUGUACCGUCUCGCCUCGAUGGGUUUUGCGAAGGACCUUGUGCGAUGCGAGGAGCCACGACCACGUGUGGUUGAAUGGUGUGUGCCUGUCAGUCGGUAUCUGCAUCGAUGUCAUAUGUUUUGCAGCACAGUGAAACACGUUUCUAGACACAAGGGUCGAGGGACGGAGGAGGCGGCACGCCCACGCAAACAGCUCUCGACUAGUGUUCUAUCGUUUCAGACGCAGUCGGUGUGUCGACAAUGUGACCGCUUUUGUUUUCGUGUCGUUAUUUCCUUUUCAGGCUGAGCAGUUAGGUAUACAGCCAACAGAAGUAGGCACUCUUCACUGCAGUUGUGCGGCUUCGUCUUUGAUCGGGGCCGUCAAGUUGGUUCAGAUCUACUGAGCGCAAAGUUCACGCAUUAGCGAUGGCCGCACGAGCAUCUGUCCGUCGAUUGAGCUAGCGGUAGAUUUCCUCGGAGAUCCGGCAACGCAGGUCAUGGCGUCUGAUGGGAAGGGUCGGUAACUUGUGGCGUGAACUGAUGGAAUGUGUGGAACCGACGUGCCCUCCAUGCUGAGGAGAGAGGCAGUGGCAUGGCGCUAAGGAAGGCUAGAUGGGCUCUUCGGGGCAACAACGGAAUUUGUUGUACCGUCUGGCCUCGAUGAGAUUUGUGAAGGAGGAGUUGGUGCGAUGCGAGGAGCCACGCCCACGUGUGGUUAGAUGGUAAACACUCGCUGGCUCCCUGUGGUGAGUCGUUUAUUUGUUGGAAGUGACACCUCGACCCUAUGAACGAGGCGUGUAUAUCGAGUUUAUUCUUUUCAGCAGCCAUGUUAGGUGUCAUAUUGUGUUGGUAGCUCCACUGUUGCCGCACGUGUCGUGGUUGUCAGCUUCAGCCUCAGUGAUCUUCAUUCGCAGACCUUGUUCAUCAUCGAAGCUACUCGGAGACUCGCCCUGGAGCGAGUUGGUUGGUGAUAUGCGGGAUUAUCAGCUAACUAGAGACGUCUGGUUAAGUUGCUGCAGGGGCCAUCACGGGGAAGAAAGCUCAUCCAUGGCAGUGUCUUCCUGCAAGACUGCACGAGUGUGAUAAAUGACACCGGCGGACAGCUGGAGCAGUCCGUUCUUCUUAGUGAGGAAGCGUGGUUGCUCAUGGCAUUGCCGGUUCGUGUAUCUGACUGGUUGGUGGGCGACGCAGUGACGCCUAGACCGACUGUUAAGUGUAGUGUAGCACUACGACUCUUUUAUGCACUGGAUGUGUUUUGCGGACGGGAUGUUACCAUGAGCGGAGCGGCAGAGUUGUGGCAUUGCGUGAUGCGUGGGUACUAUCCCGUGCGUCUGUACCGAGGUCAGGCCUUGUGCAGAGCGGUGAAGUACGCCUCCGCAACCGACAGAGUGUUGUGGAACAAGGCAGGGGUCCGUCGCCCGCACGGCGGGACGGUGUUCCCACUGUGUCAAGCGCAGCUGGUUCUGUCCGCCGUGUUGCCCAUAUGGUUCGUUUGUCGUCUUCGUGUCCGUGUUCAGAAGGAGGCUGUAGGUAGUCACGACCUGGGGGAAGACGAAAUCUGGAAACGUUGCUGAAAUGUAUGCGUGAGGGACCAGUGUGUUGGGAUUUUGGGUUCAGGUGUUCAACUCCAUGCGGUGCAGUGUUCGGAGACGGCGGGGGAGGUCGAUAUGGUGGCCGAGUAGUGGAUUCGGAUGGGUUCCAUGGUAGGGAUAAGGGCAGCAACCAAGAAGAUAGACACACUGCUGCGUCAGCAACGCGUUCAUCUUUGGUUGCCUGCGUGUCUGCUGGUUUCGUCA
Toxoplasma gondii ME49 is the source of this 4878-nucleotide messenger RNA. RefSeq lists its product as hypothetical. NCBI's taxonomy places the organism in Eukaryota, Apicomplexa, Conoidasida, Eucoccidiorida, Sarcocystidae. The transcript has 6 exons. The record is from RefSeq and is a predicted model, not a curated record. Bases 2422 to 2862 code for a protein of 146 amino acids.